This is a messenger RNA of Neolamprologus brichardi, 1716 nucleotides long. The record is from RefSeq and is a predicted model, not a curated record. NCBI's taxonomy places the organism in Eukaryota, Metazoa, Chordata, Actinopteri, Cichliformes, Cichlidae.
CUUGCGCUCUACGUGCCUGUAAUAUCUGCCUUGCUAGCAAGAGAGAGGGGCGGACCAGUUAGAAGUCGGAGCUGAAACACUUUUGCUUUUUAACUCUGCCCAAAGCGGUGGAAAACCAGAGUGAAGGUAAGGCGAAACUUAUCUGAAAUCUAUAAAGUGGACUAUGCUGACAGCACGUGCGUCUGAUCCCUCUAACCAUGCUGCUUUUACUCAAGUUUCAGUAACUAACUUGUUGCUUCCCAGAUGGAUUCUUUGUCUCACCAGAUCACAGUGUUACGUAAUACUGUACUCUUAAUAAUAACCAUGUGGAAGCACAAGUUCUGCACAGCUGUGGCUCACCCCUCAGUUAUACAGCAGGUUUGAUCAGUGGAGAUAGGUUGUUUAAGGUCUUUAUUGUAAUUUCUGUUAUAGAUACUGCAUACGCACAUGUAAUGAUUGACUUAAAAUGUUGAAAUAUUUUACAUUUUAUUUAAAUAUUUCAUGAACGUAUAACUUAUUCUCAACGAUGAGCAAAUAGACAAAAAAAAGAGAAGAAAAUCGUUUUAAUGUUAAUAAUUAAUCCAGUCUUACUCAAUCUGCUGCUAUGUUUGAUUCCUUCAUGGGUUAGUGAGUCUCACUGUGUCUCAUGUUAGUGCAGACAUGCGGGUGGCAGUGAUUGGGGCAGGAGUGAUUGGCCUGUCAACAGCUCAGAGCAUCUAUGAGCACUAUCACUCUAUUGUCAGUCCGCUGACCAUCGAGGUGUAUGCAGACAAGUUCACUCCACUGACCACUAGUGAUGGAGCAGCUGGCUUCUGGCAGCCUUAUCUGUAUGAUAAGGGCAACGUUCAGGAGACAAAAUGGAAUAAAGAGACAUUCGACUACUUGCUCAGCUUUCUCAAGUCAUCUGAGUCCAUAAAAAUGGGAAUAUUCCUUGAGUCUGGCUACAACCUUUGCAGUGAACCUGCACCAGAUCCCUCGUUUAAGGACAGCGUUCUUGGCUUCAGGCAGCUCACAGAGCGAGAGCUGCAGAUUUUUCCUGGAUACAAGUGUGGGUGGUUCAACACUGCUCUCAUGAUAGAGGGUAAAACAUACUUACCUUGGCUUAUGGAGUGGUUGCAAAAAAGGGGAGUGAAAUUUUAUCACAGGAAAAUAAAGUCCUUCAAGGAGGUUAGUGAAAGUUUUCAGUGUAUUGUGCUUGCAAGUUCUUCUCAGCAUGCCAGGAUAGUCGACGACUGGUCUGGCCUCAGGCCAGUUCGCAGCAAAGUCCGACUGGAGAGGGAAGCCAUAUGGUCUGGUGAAACCCCCAUAGAGGUGAUACACAACUAUGGCCACGGAGGUUUCGGACUCACCAUUCACCGAGGCUGUGCCGAGGAAGCGGCGAGGCUCUUUGGUCAGAUCGUGGAACAAAAAGGCAAAGGUCCAAAAGCUCGCUUGUGAAUUGGUGUGCAGAAGUAACGAUUGAUGUUCUUUUUUUUUCAAAUGUCAGCAUCAGUGCACAUAUUGCUCCUAGCCUCCACUAAUUUAAUAUUAAACAUCAUUUUCAAACAAUCUCACCAUUGUUAAUUAAACAAUGGCACAUAUGUAAGACAAUCGUGCUGAAAUCUAUUUGAGAUUUGGAUCAUUUGAGAAGCACUUUUUAUGUAUAAAUUGUACAUAUUUUUGUGAAUUUAUAGUGCACUAAAUGUAAGAUUUGCAACGAAUUUAAAAUAUUUAACUAAUAAAUUAAUAAAAACACGA